Molecule: messenger RNA, 1357 nt
Organism: Aspergillus candidus
Lineage: Eukaryota; Fungi; Ascomycota; Eurotiomycetes; Eurotiales; Aspergillaceae
Gene: xgeA
Product: putative endoglucanase
Exons: 2
Coding region: 409-1161 (250 amino acids)
Biological process (GO): polysaccharide catabolic process
Molecular function (GO): cellulase activity
Source: RefSeq, a predicted model, not a curated record
AGGAUGUGUAUUCCACGGUCGCAUGCUGUAUAUAAAACCUGGAAUACUUCAAUCAUGCAGAUCGCUCUUCUUAUACAUCAAAUCUCCGUCCAGAAUCACACGGAACACCCCCUCGUCUACUCCCUGUAACUCAUAUACUUCCACCAAUCCAUCGUACCCCUCCCGAUCGUGAAAUUCUUCCGGCUAAAUACCUUGGUGAAAUUAUCCCGACCUGGUGUUUCCAGUUGACAGCCAUGUCCAAUUGUCCACCACUCAUGCCUCUACAGAUGCCGUGGGGGAGGACGUGAUCGACCAUGUCAAGCACCCUGAAGGAGGCAUAAAUUCGGGUCUUCCCCACGGCAUUCAGAUCAAAGACAAACCAAACCGUCAUUCUUUUAUCAUUAUCCAUAUACAUUCAUUCUUUUAAACAUGAAGUGGCUUUUUCUCGCCCUCACCGGACUGGCUUCCGGUGCCGCCAUGACCCGUCGCGGCCUCCUGAAUGGAGCCACCCUGACCCGUCGGGCGGAUUCCUGCGGUCAGUGGGACACCAUCGAGAAAGGUGACUUUACCGUGUACAACAACCUCUGGGGACAGGACAACGCCGAUAGCGGCGAGCAGUGCACGGGCCUCGAUGGCCAGAAUGGCACCACCUUGGCCUGGCACACCAGUUGGAGCUGGACCGGCGGCGAGGGUCAGGUCAAGAGCUUCGCCAACGCGGCCUACAAGUUCGAGCCGAAGCAGUUGAGCGAGGUGACCAAGAUCCCGACGACCUGGAAGUGGUCAUACAAAGGAUCAGACCUGGUAUGCAACGUCGCGUACGAUCUGUUCCUCUCCUCAACCGCCGAUGGAGAUGCCGAGUAUGAGAUCAUGAUCUGGCUGGGCGCCCUGGGCGGGGCUGGUCCCAUCUCGUCGACGGGCUCGCCCAUCGCGACCCCGACGAUUGCCGGCCACCAGUGGCAGUUGUUCUCGGGGCCCAACGGCGAGAUGCAGGUCUUCAGCUUCGUGGCGCCGUCGUCGACCGAGAACUUCUCGACCGAUCUGACGCAAUUCCUCACCUACCUGCAAGAGAACCAGGACCUGGCGGCGAGUCAGUACCUGACCGAUGUGCAGGCGGGAACCGAGCCCUUCAGUGGUCAAGACGCGCAGUUGACCGUCAGCUCAUACUCGGUGACGGUGGCCUAGGCGGCAACAUUCCACACGAGACGCGGGCGUCGGUAUUAGACGCCAACAUUGGGGGUAGAGUGGCGAGGGGGGCGACACGAUGGAUGGAUGAGAAUUGAACUGGGAAUUACGCGCCGUGUUUCACCCCCGGUCUGGGGGGGGUACACCCUUGUAUAUAGUACCUUGAAUGUCAUGGAGCGCGUCGACCAGCUCAUAG